AUUGAUCCAAUGAUCUCUCUGCAGGGCCAUUAACAGAAAUGCGAGAUGCGAUUCCAACAAAAGAGAUCACAAUGACAGAGUUUAGGAGGGUCAGCUGGUUUCUCUCUUUUUUGGCUCUGGAGAUCAACACUGCACAUUCAGCCCCUGAUUUCUCUUUGUAUCUCCACAGUGUUCUGAAAAACCAUGCGUGCGCAGGGGAAACCCUCACCAUCAAGUGUCCUGCCAGGACAUCUGUGGCCGUCUUAUCAGCCUUCUUUGGACGGCGCGUUCCUCAACACUAUUUAUGCCCCAGCCAGAAGACAAAUCUAACCGAGGACGCAGAGUGUUCAUCUCCACUCGCUAUCAAGAAGGUGCUGUCAGAGUGUCAGGAUGAGCGGUCCUGUCAAAUACCCGUCCUUGGCCCCGUGUUUGGGCAAGACCCCUGCCCACUCACCAGCAAGUACCUCCUAGUGUACUACAAGUGCAGACCAGAGUACUACCGCACAAGACUCGUGUGUGAGAAUCAACGCUUGAGGCUGGCGUGUAAGAAUGACACCAUACUGGCCAUCUACUCAGCCACCUUUGGACACCUGCUGCAUGGAAGCCCCCUGUGUCCUCAGGGAGGGGGCUCGCUGGUGGACAUGGAGUGUUUGUCGUCGUCCGCUCUGAGGAAGGUUUCACGUCGGUGUCACGGCUAAGCGAACUGUUCAGUGCUUGCUGACACUCAAACCUUUGGGGACCCGUGUUUCCCCGGCACCAGGAAACACCUGCGAGUGUCCUACACUUGUGUUCCCAGGUAUCUUUUGGAAGACGUGGGUAGAGAGACAACAGAUCCUUUCAUUAUCUCAGACUACACACACGGUGGAUGGUACACUGGCCCCACCUACAGGCCUCAAAAUGUGCUACUAACCAACUCUCUGGAGAUGGUCGAAAAAAUGUUGGGGCUACCUGAAAGAGUGGCUCUGUAUUUUGUCUCUGGGAUCUGUGCUGGUCUGGUUUUCCUGCUCUGUCUGUUUGGAGUACACUCCACGCUGGUGAAGGACAUGAAGGAGCUCGUGUCAGAUCUGCAUGAUGACUUGAAAGCACCGAGUCGGCAGCACAAGGACCUCAUACAGGACCUCUACGACGAUGAUGAACUUUCGCUCUCGGAUUUCUCAUCGUUUCAUCACCUCACUCAGUCAUAUCGCAUGGCGGACGUGCUCGCUGCCCCCAUGCUGACUGUGGAGAUGAUGGCACAGGGUGCUGAACACAGUCGAGACCUGCCCAAUGGAGAUAUUUGGCCACAUCCAGACACCAACCCUUAUGUCAUUCAUCAGAUUACAAAUUAUAAUUAAUUUCUCUUUGAACAUAAUGCUUUGUCAAAUUUGACCCGUUUUGAUGUUUGGCAGCAAUAAAAACACUCUAAAUUCAA
Molecule: messenger RNA, 1390 nt
Organism: Hippocampus zosterae (dwarf seahorse)
Lineage: Eukaryota; Metazoa; Chordata; Actinopteri; Syngnathiformes; Syngnathidae
Product: protein eva-1 homolog C
Molecular function (GO): carbohydrate binding
Source: RefSeq, a predicted model, not a curated record